Capsicum annuum is the source of this 1772-nucleotide messenger RNA. RefSeq names its product phospholipase A(1) DAD1, chloroplastic-like. The record is from RefSeq and is a predicted model, not a curated record. Gene Ontology annotation, biological process: lipid metabolic process. Gene Ontology annotation, molecular function: glycerophospholipase activity. The coding region runs from base 297 to 1601 and encodes 434 amino acids. The transcript has a single exon. NCBI's taxonomy places the organism in Eukaryota, Viridiplantae, Streptophyta, Magnoliopsida, Solanales, Solanaceae.
GACCAACGUUUUUUCAGUUGCACUAUAUGCACCGUCCGAAUUAAAUUCUAUCAUAUGACAUAAUAUAUAGUCUUCCUAUCCUAACAUAUUCUCCCCUUAACCCCACCACCCACUAUAUAUUCUUUUAGUUUGGCACUUGGGAACAACUAUAUAUGGCUCUCAUUUGAGUGCAGCCAAAAUGUAAUUAACCAAAUUAAAGUGCAUACAUUACAAAUAUCAUUACUCCACAAAAGAAGAGCCUCAUCCACAUUCCAAGAAUCUUGUAAAAACUAUACAUAUAUACACCUUUUUCACUCAUGAUGAGGCUCUCAAGUGGAAAUAUUUUCAAAUCAAAUUGCAAUAUUAUUUUCACCAAGCAACAUAUGGGAUUGGCACUCCCUAUUUCAAAGUGGUAUACAUUGAGUAAAUUCGGUGCUCGUAGAUUCAACAUCACGAGCUCGUGGAACCCAGGGUCUGGCCACUGCUAUGUCGCAGACAGAGCAAUGGCUGAACUUCGCGAUCGAUGGAUGGAAUUCCAAGGGAUCAAGAAUUGGGAAGGCUUGCUUGAUCCACUUGAUGAUGAUCUCCGCAAGGAGAUCUUAAGAUAUGGGGAAUUCGUCGAAGCAGCUUAUCGCUGCUUCGACUUUGACAUGUCAUCACCCUCGUACGCAACGUGUCUUUAUCCUAAGAGUUCCAUGCUGAUGGACUGUGGUCUAGACAAGAGUGCAUACAAGGUGAUCAAGAACUUGUACGCCACGUGUGCAACCCGAAUGCCACGGUGGACUAAAAGGUUCCCAAACCUGGCGUCCCCACAAUCCAGCUGGAUAGGUUACGUGGCCGUCUGUGAUGACGUGGAAGAGAUCGCCAGGCUCGGGCGCCGCGACGUGGUGAUCGCUUAUCGAGGUACUGCCACCUCAUCAGAAUGGCUCGAGAAUUUACGCGCCACGUUGACUUGCUUACCGGAUGACAUGGCACCCGAAAAUUACGAUCAACCAAUGGUACAAAGUGGAUUCUUGAGCUUGUACACAACAAACACCCAACGUGACCAAAGUUUGCAAGACACAAUUAGAGAACAAAUUGGCAACAUUCUUGAUAAAUAUAGUGAUGAACCUUUAAGUAUAACUGUGACAGGACAUAGUCUUGGUGCUGCCCUAGCAACAUUAACAGCAUAUGAUAUUACUAGCAAAUUUAGUGAUGCACCUAUAGUAACUGUUGUAUCAUUUGGAGGGCCUAGAGUUGGCAACAAAAGUUUUCGAUGCCAAUUGGAGAAAAGUGGUACAAAUGUUCUCCGCAUUGUCAACUCCGAUGAUCCAAUCACAAAAGUUCCGGGGUUCGUGAUCGAUGACGAUGUUGAUGACGUGGAAGAAAGAGGGACUUCCCACGUGGCGGCCGGCGGGGGGAUGCCUAGCUGGCUACAAAAGUGCAUGGAGGAUACCCAAUGGGUGUAUGCUGAGGUAGGAAAAGAACUAAGACUAAGUAGUAAAGAUUUAUGUCCACAAAUUAGCAAAGGGGACGUCGCCACGUGUCACGAUCUGAAGACAUAUCUACACUUGUUGAACAAUUUUGCAACAGUGGAACACAAGAGAGAGCAACCCUAUCAAGGAAAUGUGGCUCUAAUUUGAAGCAUAGUUCUUUUACUAUGUACAAAGAAUAGGAAUAGGACCAUGUGGAUAUAUUUUGAAAAUCCACACUAAAAAUGUGUAUAAUGAGGAAAAAUGUGGAGUAACUUUUUGCUGAUCCUUCAUUUGUCAAAGGGCUUCCAUUAUUUUUCAAGGAGUCCUAUUCUCAUUGCC